AUUAACAAAAAGCAUACGUUUUUUCUUGCAUUGCAAAUCACACUGUAUGUUUUUCUUGCAUUCGACACUUCCAUUUCAAAAUGCCAAUUGAGCUCUAUCUCGAUCUUCAUUCCCAGCCAUGCCGUGCUGUAUUUCUAUUUGCAAAGAUAACAAAAAUUCCCUUUGAGUACAAAGCCGUGGAUUUAUCUGCAGGUGAACAUUUUGGGGAAGAAUUUGGCAAGGUCAGCAUUUUAAGGAAAGUACCUGUCCUAAAAGAUGGAGAUUUCAUCCUCACAGAGAGCAUAGCAAUCCUGCAGUAUUUGGCAGUGAAACAUCACACCUCCGACCACUGGUAUCCAGCAGACCUGCAGAAGCGUGCACGAGUCGAUGAGUAUCUUUCUUGGCAGCACACAGCCCUACGAGCUCAUGGGUCAAAGGUUUUCUGGUUCAGGGGAGUCCUGCCUGUGGUCACAGGAGCCCCAGUGCCAAAGGAGAAGAUGGAUUCUGCCCUGGAGGACCUAAACAUGUCUUUGAAGACCUUUGAGGAGAAGUUUCUGCAAGACAGGCGCUUUAUAAUUGGACAGGAGAUUUCACUGGCAGAUCUUGUUGCCAUUGUGGAGAUGAUGCAGCCUGUUGGUACAGGUCUAGAUGUGUUUGAAAGUAGACCUGCCCUGGGUGCAUGGAGAGAUAGAGUAAAGAAAGCGAUUGGUGUUGAAGUCUUCGAUGAAGCCCACAAGGUCAUCAUGAAUGUUGAUGUACUGCCACAGACAUUUGAAAACAAGGGUUUACCAGAGUUUCUCAAGGUUAGGAUUAUGAAGAUGUUCAACUGAACAUUUGUCUUCUCAUUUUGUUUGCAUUGAUUUCUUAAACAUUUUAACAUAUGUUAUAAUUACUAUUCAAAAUAAAAAAGAAUACAAUCAA
Paramisgurnus dabryanus is the source of this 900-nucleotide messenger RNA. RefSeq names its product glutathione S-transferase theta 1a (gene gstt1a). Lineage: Eukaryota; Metazoa; Chordata; Actinopteri; Cypriniformes; Cobitidae. The record is from RefSeq and is a predicted model, not a curated record. Gene Ontology annotation, cellular component: cytoplasm. Gene Ontology annotation, biological process: glutathione metabolic process. Gene Ontology annotation, molecular function: glutathione transferase activity.